Molecule: messenger RNA, 561 nt
Organism: Punctularia strigosozonata HHB-11173 SS5
Lineage: Eukaryota; Fungi; Basidiomycota; Agaricomycetes; Corticiales; Punctulariaceae
Exons: 5
Coding region: 1-561 (186 amino acids)
Source: RefSeq, a predicted model, not a curated record
AUGGAAGAAGAGCAGAUCCCUCGCCCUUACAAAGAUCUAUCGGUUAGGAUGCCGCCACGCCAAGAUGGGAGGCCGGCGGAAACGCAGAUCCCGCUGGAAUCGGGCAGAAGAGCCAGGUUUGUUCCAGAUGGUAGUAGCGAGGUACCCUUUCGAAGAGACUCAGAGAGACCAACAAUCUCUGGCUCGUCAUUCAAGGGCAUAUAUCGUAACGAGGACGACGAAAACGCGAAUCAGAACCACAUGACGACAACGGACCCGAUCGGCUCAGCGUCAGACGGCACAGGUUGGGAAUACGUUUACGCACGGCUAGAAAAACGUGACCGCGAGAUGAUCAAAGGUUAUUCGGAGGACAUCGACAGCCUCCUCAUCUUUGCGGGUUUGUUCUCCGCCGUUCUUACGGCUUUCCUACUGGAGGUGUACACUCAAUUGCAGCCGGAUAAUGCGCAGAUUUCAGUGCAGCUCCUUUCGUAUAUCUCGCUUCAGCUCCAGCAGAUUUCAUUGCAUCAAGCCGCUCCUGCAACGGCGGAUCCUUUGAACUCAUCCUUUCCGGGCAUCCUCUAA